AUUAGAGAAUACAGCUAAAUGUGUAGUUGAGCGCGUACGAAGAGUACAUGUCACAAACAGUGAAGAAGGGAAACUCUUUCAUCUAUAUAAAGACACAGAGAGAGGUCUUUCUUCCUCACAAGUCAUACCACCAAACUUCCAUUUCAGCUCUAUCUCUCUCUUGUUCGAGAUCCUUCUUCUUCUUCUGCAAAUCCAUCACCUGAUUCUCAAGUUAUCAUCGACCAUGAUCUCUGUCGUAAUCCUCGCCGAGCUAAUGGUGGAGUACACAUCAGCUAUCGCUAAACUCACCGUGGGGAUGCUUCCUAGACGGCAAGGCGGCGACAGCAACGUCGUAAGAGUUGGCGGUUUCAUCUUGCCUUGUCCUUCUCCCACGGGUACUAACCGGUCGUCGCCGUUCCCUGACUUUUCUUCUCAUCUCGUAGACUUCUGAUCUGCUUGAAGACCUUUCAGAGACUUUGUUCCGGAUCUUCUCAUCAUUCUUGAUCUAAUCAAAAAGUGACGGCUGAGUUUUUUUCCACUGAGUGUAUCUCUGCCUCUCUUUUCUCUAGAUUGUGAUGAAUCGUGUAGAGCUUUGUAAAUUUUUGUAUCGAAAUAUAAUAGAAAGUUAUAUAUCUUUGAUGAACU
Messenger RNA from Brassica napus (rape), 624 nucleotides. RefSeq lists its product as uncharacterized. Bases 224 to 430 code for a protein of 68 amino acids. The transcript has a single exon. The record is from RefSeq and is a predicted model, not a curated record. Lineage: Eukaryota; Viridiplantae; Streptophyta; Magnoliopsida; Brassicales; Brassicaceae.